Messenger RNA from Linum tenue, 235 nucleotides. The record is from the annotation of a GenBank genome assembly. NCBI's taxonomy places the organism in Eukaryota, Viridiplantae, Streptophyta, Magnoliopsida, Malpighiales, Linaceae.
CUUUUGUCGACGAGCCCAGUGCCUCCGUCGCCGGCCAACCUCCCGUCGUCCUCAAUCGUCGGAAAACAAAUAAUUAGAUAUGGAUGAUGCGGGUGGGAGUGAGUUGUAUAGAUUCAAUGGUAGGGUUGUUGAUGCAUCAACACGAAGGAAGGUGCCUAAGAAGAAUAAGGAGAAGAAGCGCUCUCGAGAUAUUGGACAUCAGUCAGAGGCAAAUUUAGGGGAGGAUGGGUUAGAG